Molecule: messenger RNA, 987 nt
Organism: Cutaneotrichosporon oleaginosum
Lineage: Eukaryota; Fungi; Basidiomycota; Tremellomycetes; Trichosporonales; Trichosporonaceae
Source: RefSeq, a predicted model, not a curated record
AUGAUCGGCAGCGGGGUCUCCACAAACCCGAUCCAUCUACUCGAUCUCACACUCAAUCGUCCUCUCUCGCACGUGUCUGGUUUUAGUUACACUUGCUCUAACAACUCCUCGACGAUUGACGCCGCAGCGUAUCCGCACAUCCUCGACCAGAUCAUCCUUUUCUCGCCGUAUGCCGCGCUCAUUGCACUGCGCGGCGCGUGUCGCGACCUCCGCCGGCGCGCCGACGAGCAGCUGCUGAAGCGACACGUCGUUGUCAGCUGUGGUGCCACGGGCGCUCCUUGGCAGAUCCGCCUUCCGGUCUUUCGCGACUGGAAUGGCGGCGCUAUCAAGCUCGAGUGCGACGUUGUCGACCUCGUAGGCAUCACCGCGUCCAGCCUCCUCCAAAGGUCGCCCAAGAUACCGACUCUUCGGUUCAUGUACAACACCAAAGGCGACCGUGAUAUCAAGAUGGGUUCAGUGCCUAACAGCGCAAUGUGGUUGGAGGUACCGAUUGACACAUUCGUUGUGUUUGCGCCGCUUCCUUACAUACUCAGGAACACACUGCCCCGCCCCGCGCGCAGGCCGCUUCGUCGUGUGGUGCGCAACAUUUCACUGCACCCCGACGACGAGUUUGAAGGCCACCCGAAUGCUUGCAUUGACAAGCUUAAUCUGCUGGAAGAGUCGGUCUGGGUCUUCCACCUUGCGAAAGAUCCCGUACGGGCGGCUUCGCCGUGGUCCGGCGAGAAGCAGAGGAUGGGACUCGGCGCAAUGCUGCGCCGGACCUUCGAUUGUGUACGCGAGGAGGUGGCCGCGGGCGCCAGGGUCGUGGUCGUCGGGCUCGACUCCGUGCCGCCGUUCAUCGUCAAGAAGUUCGAGAGGUCCGCUUUCAAGCUACUUGCCAAAGUCAUUGGUCGGGAUGCGGACAAGGUGGAGCAGCUUACCUUUCCUGAGUACCGAGCGCGCGUAGGCCUGGAGCGCGCGCAUCUGGAGAUGGAAGUGAGUCGAUAG